Molecule: messenger RNA, 2126 nt
Organism: Dissoconium aciculare CBS 342.82
Lineage: Eukaryota; Fungi; Ascomycota; Dothideomycetes; Mycosphaerellales; Dissoconiaceae
Exons: 2
Coding region: 144-1817 (557 amino acids)
Biological process (GO): post-transcriptional tethering of RNA polymerase II gene DNA at nuclear periphery; poly(A)+ mRNA export from nucleus; transcription elongation by RNA polymerase II
Cellular component (GO): transcription export complex 2
Molecular function (GO): double-stranded DNA binding; RNA binding
Source: RefSeq, a predicted model, not a curated record
CACACGCUCGAGCUCGGCACGCGCGCAAAACUUCACGAGAUCGCGUCCCCUACGGGCCAUCAAACACAAGUUUAACACGAGAAGGUCACAUUCCGGAAAUCGCUCUCUCACGAAACUUCGUCUUCCUCACAUAAUCGCCAACCAUGGCGAACACCCCCAACACGCCCCUCGUCGGCCAAUUCCUCGUCGCCAUCAACGGCUUCAUCCUCGCACAGAACACGCAGGAAAUCCGCAACUAUCUGCAACUCGAGCCGCCGUUCAGCGGGCAAUAUGCGUCGAUGAUCUCGGAAUUGCGCAGGGCGUAUCCUCGCGGCGGGAACGACGAGGCUUUGGAGCAGAAGUGCUCGGCGGCAAUGUCGGCCGCGCGAGAGGGGGUUGACGGGAGCCCGAGUUGGACGCCACUUAUUCGUUUCCUGGCGCAGUACCUUGGCUACCUGCGAGAUGUGGACGGUGAUCCAAGCAAGUAUUUGGAGACGUAUCAGCUGUUGAGUGAACUACGUGCGAAUUCGGCUCUGGUGCAUCCUACUCUGGGUCAUUUGAUUCUACCCGUGGUCAUCUCCUGUGCUAAAGCCAUUUGUCGGCUGGCAAUCGGUUUGGAUAAGAAUCCCGAGUUGCUAGCCACUCUUGGUGGCCCGACGAGCUCCGAACCAGAGGGACCUCGUGAGUCGCUCCCUGAACGCGCCGUCAAUCUGCUCCGAAACGCUUUCACCACCUGCUUGAACGACCGGACGUCUGGAUUGGACAAGGCUGGUGUGCCGCAAGGGAAGAAGCGCGGCAUCUACACUAUUGCCAAUAUCUGUCUCAAAGCUCUGUUCCAAAGCCAAAAGACUCGCAAUGCGAAAGAGAUCUUUGAGAGCAUUGGUAGUCUCUCGCCGCCCUUAUCCGCAUAUCCCAAAAGCGAACGUGUGACCUACCUCUACUAUCUUGGCCGCUUCUUGUUUCAAAACAGCCAUUUCUAUCGCGCAGCCGAAGCUUUACAACAAGCCUACGAUGAAUCUCCAACCACCGAUGCCUGUGUUCGCCAGCGCCGACUCAUACUUAUCUUUCUCAUAAGCAGCAAUCUCAUCCUCGGCCGCUUUCCCUCGAUGACCCUACUCCAGAGACCCGAAGCCAAUGGUCUCCAGGACCGGUUCAUGCCUCUCAUGCUCGCCAUACGCCGUGGUGACCUACCUGCUUUCCGCCGCCAUCUCGAUUACAAGUCCCCGCAUGCAUCAUGGUUCUUACAUUUCCGCAUUCUGCUCCAGCUGCGAAACCGCUGCCUCGUCCUCAUCUGGCGCUCGCUCGUGCGGAAAACCUGGCUUUUGAAUGGCACGCGACCAGCACUCCGUCCACCGGCACCCGGAAAGGCCGCGCCAGCCCCGCAAGUAGACCUCCACGACCUCGUGCAAAUCUUCACCUACCUCGACAAAAACUCCGCAUCAUCCAACACGAUCGAUCGCGACUUCACCGGGGUCGAGUUCGACUCCUCUUCUCCGACGACCAGCACGACCCCACCCCUCGACAUCCGCGCCAUCGAAUCCAAACUUGGCUCGCUCAUCGCCCAAGGCCUCCUGCACGGCUACAUCGCACACACGUCCGCACGCCUCGUCAUCCUCGGCGCGAAGGAGGCCACGUCAGACGCGGACAUUCUCGACGCGGGAUUCCCCCGUCCCUGGGCCGUGGUGAACCGGACGGUGAGCAGGACGCCCGCGCACGCGCUCGUGCCUGGAUGGAAGAAGGACGUCCCGGCAUCCAAGGGUUUUGGUGGAAAGACCGGCGGAGCGGGACCGGGGAUGGUGAUCAAUUUGAGUGGCGCGAGGGCGGUAGGCGCGAGUUGAAAGAAAGCGACCGGGCUCGCAAUGGUGGAUGGGGCGAACCUUGUAUGUUCUUGAGAAGUAGAUCUGUGGAUCAUGACCUGUGUGCAGGAAGCAUACCUUCAACUCGUCACAUCCCUUCACCUUCAGCACGACAAGGCUGUGAUAUUUGGCGCGAAGCCGACAUGUCAAUUCACACAGGCCUUGUUCCCACAUGGCGAAAGCACGCGAAUAGAGGAGAUCAUGUAUUUGGACGUUUUCAGAAAACGGACGUCAAAUCGCACCAAUUUUAGGGGCCGCAAAGCAUCAAAUCUAAGGAUCGUCGUGCAUCAA